CUGUGCAUGUACAUGCAUCUGUCUAAUUGAAGGGUUCUAUCUUUUGAAAAGUCGAUUUUUACACAAAUUUUACAUAAUCAAUUCCUCCACAAUCUAAAAAAGAAGUUAAAUUUUUUUAUUUUAUUUAAAAAUGUUUUUAGAAUCACUUAAAAAAUAUAUAGAAAAUUAAGUUUUGAGUGUAAAUGUAUUCCUUAGAUGAUUGCGGUGAAUUUUAUGUAAAAUCGUUUGUUGUCGGAUUUAAAAAGAAGAAAAAAUGUUUGCGAAUUGGUAUUCCAAUCUAAGUAAUCGCACGGUAGCGAUUAUAUUUUUAGUUUGCAUAUCUGUUUUAUAUGUUUCAUAUACAUUUAAUUCGUGUUUAAUGCCACGUAUAAAUCGAUCUUUUAAAAGGCAUUCGUUUCAAAGCUCUGUGGAAAGUGUAAUGUCUCCAGUUGUUAUGACAGAACCACCGGAAAUAAAAAUCCUAGGAUCUAUUGUUCGAAUAGUACCAUUGAUGUACAACUAUACGGAAAUAGAUGGCUCACCUAAGUACAGAUUUCUUCGACAACAAGGAUUGCGACCGUCACGCCAUUUGCCGGAUACUCUUAUAAUUGGUGUGAAAAAGAGUGGAACUCGUGCACUAUUGGAAUUUAUCCGGCUACAUCCAGAUGUGCGAGCUGCUGGGUGUGAGGUUCAUUUUUUCGAUAGACAUUAUAAUCGAGGUCUGCAUUGGUAUCGCCAUCAUAUGCCAUACACUAUAGAGGGGCAAAUUACAAUGGAAAAGUCACCCAGUUACUUUGUCACCAAGGAGGUGCCUCAAAGAGUACAUCAUAUGAAUCCUAGCACAAAACUUCUUGUUGUUGUUCGAGAUCCUGUGACUCGUGCUAUUUCGGACUACACCCAAGCGGCGAGUAAAAAAACUGAUAUGAAAAAAUUCGAACAAUUGGCUUUUAUGAACGGAUCAUUUGAAGUCGUUGACACAACAUGGAGUCCAGUCAAAAUCGGAGUCUAUUCAAAACAUCUCGAAAAAUGGCUACAAUAUUUUCCACUAUCACAAUUACUUUUUAUUAGUGGGGAAAGGCUGAUUGUAGAUCCAGCUUUUGAAAUUGGUCGUGUUCAAGAUUUUCUUGGACUAAAACGGGUUGUAACAGAAAAACAUUUUUAUUUUAAUUCAACAAAAGGAUUUCCAUGUUUAUUUAAAUCCGAAGCUAAAUCAACACCACAUUGUUUAGGCAAGACUAAGGGGCGAAACCAUCCAUUUAUAGAUCCAGCUGCAAUUGAAAGACUAAGAGAAUUCUAUAGACCAUUUAAUAAUAAAUUUUAUCAAAUGACAAAUAUUAAUUUUGGAUGGCCGUAAAUAUUUUAGAGUUCUUAAGAUUUAUAUAGUAUAGGAAUAUUAACAUAGGCUUUUUACUUUAAAAAAAACUUAUCUUUAUAUAUUAUAUAAAACAAUAGGUUAUAAUUAUUAUUGUACAACUUUUAAACGUUAUAAAUGAUCGUAUCGAUUAUUAUCUAUUGGCAGAUUUGUAUAGUAUUGAGUUUUUAGUAUUUCAAUUUUUUAUGAAAACCCUUUGAGUAAGCGAGUAGUACCUAUGAAAAACUUAUAUGAAUCUAUAUCUGUAUAUUAAUCCGAUAUGUACCUAUAUAUUUUCAAACUUUUUUUUGAAGACAUAUUGAACUUGCUAGUUCCUAACUUAAUUGUUUAUUAUCUUGUUCUGUUUUUAAGUUAUCAUUUUCAUAGGAAUAUAUAGAAAAAGUCGUUUUGAAAAUUAAUAUUAAUUUAUAUUUAUGUCAUAUCAAUGAUGCUGCAUUUAAAAAUUAAGUUAAGUAUAAAAUGUAACUAAUCAGUAUUUUUUUUUAAAGAAGAACAAUUUUAGUAGUUCAUAUAAAAACAUAUUAAAGUUUUAAGUUAAUGCAUUUAUUGACUUUAUUCUAAUUUUAAGUAAAUUUGUAUUUAACUUUAGAAGAAUGGUUAUAUUUUGGUGAACAUUUUAAAAUAGUUAGCGACAUCGAUUGAUUAUUAUGAGUUAAUUGUUUUUGAUUUCUAUUCACAAAUUUUGAUCACCAAAAUAUAUGUAACUACAUUUGUUUUUUUUUAUUUAUCAUAUUCAUAAAUAAUUUGUAUAGGUAGAUGCCUUCACAAUUUUCCGUGUGUCCUAAAUUUCUAAUAAGGUAAUCUUAAAAUGCACCAAAUGCAUGUAUGUAAAAAUAACAUGAUAAAAAGAAAACUAUCUUCCAUAACAAAGAAGUCUUUGACUCAUAUUACGCUCAAAUGCACAAUUUUGAUUAAUUAUAUUUAAUAAAAUAAAAUUUA
Molecule: messenger RNA, 2290 nt
Organism: Eupeodes corollae
Lineage: Eukaryota; Metazoa; Arthropoda; Insecta; Diptera; Syrphidae
Gene: Hs3st-B
Product: heparan sulfate glucosamine 3-O-sulfotransferase 6
Exons: 4
Coding region: 254-1333 (359 amino acids)
Molecular function (GO): [heparan sulfate]-glucosamine 3-sulfotransferase activity
Source: RefSeq, a predicted model, not a curated record